AUGCUGUUUCACAAUAACAUAGGAAGGUACAAUCAAAAGCCUAAAAGCAUUCUCCCACAAAUGUGUCUAAAAUACAAUUGCAAAAUAUCUCGAAGCACCGAAGUUACUCUGUUUGGGAAUGUAUUUAAAAUGAAGGAGCAAAAAUCAAGGGGAUUAAAAAUACAAAGCGCAAUUAAGAUAAAAUACAAAUAA
Messenger RNA from Vairimorpha ceranae, 192 nucleotides. RefSeq lists its product as hypothetical. The transcript has a single exon. NCBI's taxonomy places the organism in Eukaryota, Fungi, Microsporidia, Nosematidae. The record is from RefSeq and is a predicted model, not a curated record. Bases 1 to 192 code for a protein of 63 amino acids.